Messenger RNA from Melitaea cinxia (Glanville fritillary), 941 nucleotides. RefSeq names its product pro-resilin (gene CPG20). Bases 45 to 548 code for a protein of 167 amino acids. The record is from RefSeq and is a predicted model, not a curated record. The transcript is spliced from 2 exons. NCBI's taxonomy places the organism in Eukaryota, Metazoa, Arthropoda, Insecta, Lepidoptera, Nymphalidae.
AUCACAUAGUUCGUAACGAACCUCAGUGACCCACACUAAGCAUCAUGAAAGCCUUCGUAGCGUGCAUAGCCCUUGCUUUGGUCUGCGUUAGCGCAGAGCCCCCGUCUGGAUACAACUACAACCGCCCCUCCGGAGGGAGCUCUGGUGGCUUCAGCGGUGGCCUGAGUGGCGGCGGUGGUGGCUAUCGUGCCGUCUCUUCUGGCUACCAGACCUCCGAGGGCCAAAACGUCGAUGCCCAACUCCUCGAACAGAUCCGCCAGAUCCUCCUUAAAGAAGAAGCCUCCUCCUCCUCCUCCUCAUUCUCCGGCUCCGGCUAUCCCAGCGCUCCUUCAUCGUCCUACGGUGCUCCAUCAUCCUCGUACGGCGUUCCCUCAAGCAGUUACGGCGUUCCCAACGGCGGUGGCCGUGUUGUAGGCAUCAACCUUGAAGGUGUCCGUCAAGCUAUCCAAGUCGCGCAGUACGAGCAGACCGGUAUCGGUGGAGGAUACCCGUCUGGUCCCUCCACAUCCUACGGUACCCCAUCCAGCAGCUACGGCGCCCCCUACUAAGUCCAGUACGAUGAUCCGAACGUUCGCUCGUUCGUUAUUCGGGUGAGCUCGUAACACCUCCGACCGCCCGAAUGUUUAUACCAAUGGGCCGAUGGCCACGUACAAUGUAGGUGGCGACGCCCGGGCCCCGCCAUCCCGGCCAACGCCUGCGACUGUGCACGCUCACGGGUUACCCAGCUGUCAGCCAGUCGUUACUGUCACCUGACAGCUAUCAAAAUUGACAAAUUGUUUUUUUCAAUUUUGGCAGCUCGUACAGCGACGUAAUACGAAGUGGCUCACAGCUGGGAACGACUCUUGUUCUGUAAAAAGUUUAUCGAUAAGUUUAGUUUAAUUUAUAUUUUAAGAUUUUGUUUUUUUUUACAAAAAAAAAAUAAAUACAUUUCGACACCGUAA